AUGGCUAUUACGGAUGUAGAGGCUAAAGCUCAUGAACUAUACAAACAAAAACAAAAUAAUAAAGCUUUCAAAUUGUACCAUUGUUGGAUGGGAAUGAGACACCUUUCAAGAUGGCAACCCGGAUAUGAUUCAACUGUUGUGAGUCAAUCAAGUUCAAAAAGGUCAAGUGAUGAAGUUGUAUCAGUUCGCCCGGAUGGUCAGAAGAAGGCUAAGGCACAAAGAAAGAUGAAAGGAGUAGCUACAAGUUUAGAUGAUUUCAACAACACCUUAAGUGAAAUGCAAGGUGAACGAAUUACAAUAAGGAAAAAUAUAGAAGAAAUGAUGGAUUACCAAAAGCAGCGAGAUGAAAAGAAAAUGAGAUUUCGUAUGCGUCGUCCUCUUUUCUUUCGAAUUAUGAACGCACUCGCUGCGAAAGACAAAUUUUUUCAACAACUACCAGACGCAACUGGGAAGCUAGGUGCAUCCAGUCAUCAGAAAUGCACAGCAGCAUUGAGGUGUCUAGCAUAUGGAUCAGCAUCUGACGCAGUCGACGAGUACAUCAAAAUUGCUGAAUCAACAGCAAAGGAGUGCCUUGUGCACUUUGUGCAAGGAAUUCGAAAAGUUUUUACGAACGAGUACUUAAGGAGGCCUACGGUAACCGACUUGCAACGCCUCUUACGUGACGGGGAAAGGCGGGGUUUUCCUGGAAUGAUGGGCAGCAUAGAUUGCAUGCAUUGGCAAUGGAAAAAUUGCCCACGAGCAUGGAAAGGGUUGUAUCAAGGUAGGUCCAAAUCUGCAACGGUAAUUCUAGAAGCCGUGGCCUCCGGAGACUUGUGGAUAUGGCAUGCAUUUUUCGGAACACCGGGAACUUGCAAUGAUAUCAAUGUAUUGGCACGCUCUCCGGUGUUUGAUGAUCUUUAUCAAGGAAGAGCUCCUGAGGUCACAUUUAAUGUGAAUGGUAAUACCUAUAAUAGGGGAUAUUACCUAACAGAUGGGAUCUACCCUAAAUGGGCAGUGUUCAUGCCAGCAAUUCGACUCCCACUAUCUCCCGUCGAUGAUUGUUCACCAAACGUCAAGAAUCAGUUCGGAAAGACGUCGAACGUGCGUUUGGGGUUUUACAAGCACGCUUUGCAAUAA
Messenger RNA from Beta vulgaris subsp. vulgaris (sugar beet), 1116 nucleotides. RefSeq lists its product as uncharacterized. The record is from RefSeq and is a predicted model, not a curated record. Lineage: Eukaryota; Viridiplantae; Streptophyta; Magnoliopsida; Caryophyllales; Amaranthaceae. The transcript has 2 exons. The coding region runs from base 1 to 1116 and encodes 371 amino acids.